Arabidopsis thaliana (thale cress) is the source of this 1735-nucleotide messenger RNA. RefSeq names its product exonuclease V-like protein. Bases 193 to 1434 code for a protein of 413 amino acids. The record is from RefSeq and is marked reviewed. The transcript has 7 exons. Gene Ontology annotation, molecular function: single-stranded DNA 5'-3' DNA exonuclease activity. Gene Ontology annotation, cellular component: chloroplast. NCBI's taxonomy places the organism in Eukaryota, Viridiplantae, Streptophyta, Magnoliopsida, Brassicales, Brassicaceae.
CAAAAAGCAGCAUAUAACACUACAAUAAUUGAUUUCACUUUUAUUUUAUUUGUUUGUUUACCUUUCUAAGUUCAAAUAUAAAUUCUAUGAUUAGUUUAUUAUAAUUACAAUUUUUAUUUUUUUUACUCUGAUUUGAAUUUUUUACAUGGACACGAAAGAAGAAGAAGACCACAUGUUGGUUCCGAAUAAAACAUGGCCGAGUCACCCUCCGAGUCAACCUCCGACUCGCUUAGCACCACCACAUCCACUAAGCCCGCUCAAUCCGGGACUGUUUCUAUUUCAAGCCCUCAAAGUCACCAUGUCGUCUUCCCCGAGAUCCCAAUCGAGAUCGUCAGUGAAGAAGAAAUGGCUAUUCUCGAUGCAGCUCUUGCAGCCUCCCGCUCCAUCCUCCCUUCCGUGAUCCGUUCUGUUUCUCCGUCACGGAUAACCGCCGGCGGAAGUCCCAAAACAAUCCGCUCAAUUACUCUCUUCUCCAAGAGGAAAUUAUCGGCUUGUUCAGAUAUCGAAGAGUCUUAUCUACAUCGAUUUAGGAGAAAUCAAGCUUUAGGUGUCACAGAUCUCACCGGAACUGAAUGGUGUGAGAAACAAAUGGAGAAUGUUCUUUGUUUUGGCAGGAGAAAAGUCAAUAAAGCUAUGAAAGUUGGUCAGGCUCGUCAUUUGCAGCUUGAAGAAGAGGUAGUUAAAAAAGUGAGAGUAAAAGUUGAAUCAAAUGAAGAUAAGUGGGCAUUGAAGCUGUUGAAUUCCAUUGCUGGUGUUAAUCAGUUCUUGUUUGAAGGACGAACUCGUGAAUUGCUACUCUUAGGAUUUGUUGGAGGUCAAUGGAUUGUGGGAAUUAUUGACGAGCUUAGAAAGGCGUAUGCAGAAGAGUCUUCUGAUAGCGGACCAAUAUUGAUAGAUACAAAGACUCGACUCCGUGAUACACUUCCAGCUGAGCCACAGAGGAGGAAUGGAAGGCUUCAGCUAAUGCUUUACAAGCUUCUAUGGGACACUAUUGUGAAAGAAGGGUUUCCAACGGGACCUUUUUUCGACUACUUUUCUUUGAAUCGCAAUUAUGUCUUAUCCCAAGAUGUCAGAGAUCACAUUGCUAAUGCAGGUAUCAAAGCUCAGACACUUGAAGAGAUAGUUAGGUACUAUGAAAACACUUUUCAGAUGCUUCCGAUAGCAAAUAAUCAACUAUUACUAAAGUACGAGUUUCAGAAGGACCAAUCUAUAAUAGCUGAAAUUAGAUUCAACCAUGAUCAUGAAUGGGUGAUGAGCAAAUAUAGAGAAGUCAUUGAGUUCUGGAGAAAUGAACGAGAAGCUGGGUACACUCCUGAAGAAGAACGUUGGAAAUGUCGGUAUUGCCAAUUUGCUAAGUCUUGCCCUGGAAACCCGAGUUUCGAAUCUCCUAGCACAAGCUCACCAACAAGAGAGGCUCCUCCUUUACCAAGCUAAAAAGAAGAUGAAAAGUUGAUUCUUUCACCGAAAGCUGCUAAAUGCUAACAUAUAUGUUUGUGUUGUCUUUAAUUUCCACAUUUGCUUCCCUUAAAUUGCAUAGCAGUUAAGUGAUUAAACCGUGGUUUGAUUAGGGUUGGUUAGGCGUACCAAGAUUGAUUUGUACCGGGAUGCCGCAAUUUGAUUAUUGUGUAUCGUUUCCAACACACGCUUUGUAUGUAUCAUCAUUGUUGGAAUCUCUAAGGUAAUCGACAAUAGCAUUUUUACGUUCUGUAUAUCUGAAUUAAUGCAUCUUUGAAUG